Messenger RNA from Chenopodium quinoa (quinoa), 2734 nucleotides. RefSeq lists its product as uncharacterized. The transcript is spliced from 3 exons. Gene Ontology annotation, biological process: xylem development. The record is from RefSeq and is a predicted model, not a curated record. Lineage: Eukaryota; Viridiplantae; Streptophyta; Magnoliopsida; Caryophyllales; Amaranthaceae. Bases 871 to 1437 code for a protein of 188 amino acids.
UAGGAAAACACUUAAAUGGAAUCUAAUACAUCAAAAGGAGUUGGAUUCUAACACCUAUACACUGGUAGAGGGUAAGAUGCCACUUCUAGAUUUUUUUUUUGUUCUGUGCUUUACAUUAUGGUUGUUGAAAGGUAAAUAGUUGCGCCACAUAGUGUAUUUACUGGUUGCACUGGAUAUGUUUGAUGGCCAAUGGUGUUAUCUCACCCGCUUGAUGUCAAAUUGUCAAGUAUAUAUAGCUUGUUUCCUGGCAUUCUUAUUUUCUCUUAUUCUAUGGUCCUUUUUUUUUUUGAAAGAAUUCUAUGGUCCCUCUUAUGUGCUUUUCAUCUAUUAAUUUUGAAAAGCCGUUUAACAAUAUCAACUUUAUAAGGGGAAAAAAAAAAUAGACAACAACAUCAUUUAACUAUAAAUCUUUGAAGGAUUUUUCUGAAAUAAUGUGACAAGUACUUGUGUUUCUUAGGACUGCGACAUCAUAUUAUGGUUAUAAUUUAAUUUUUUUUUUUUAUAUAGUUUUAAAAUUUAUAAUUUUGAACAAUUGUUUCCAUGGAUUAAUGUUAUCUUGUAGAAUAUGCUUCCCACGUGAGAUAUUGACUUGGUGAUGGGGUGGAUGACAUGAUAUUUUACCAAGUCUUUUUAGAUGACUUUCCCAUUUCCAUGCCUUAAUUUUGUUGGAGUGGAAGGCAAGCUCUAGAAAUGAAACGUGGAAUAUCUUUUUGGAAAACUUAAAUUAAAAUUUAUUUAAUGCUUCUAUAAAAGAACUCAACCCUUAGCAGUUUGGGCAAACUUGAAUAACCUUUUAAGCCUUUUUUUUUCCUCUGCUUUUGCAUUAGUCUUCAAAACCUUCUAACUGCUUUAUUGGAACUUGGUGAUUUAAUGGAGGAUUCUAUGAGCUCCACAAACCACAAGAACAAAUCUAAUUUUUCUGGUGAUGGACAUGAGGUUUCUUCUGAAGAUAGUGGUUGGUCUUCAUACUUCGACAACUCCAUAGCUAUCAGUAAUGUGGAGGAUACUGUUACCUGUUCUGGUUCUGAAAACUCUUCCAUAUUUUCUGGUGCUGCUGUUUUGGUAAAAAAGAUGAACAUGAAUAAUGAUGAUCGUGUUGCGUCAGCUAGGUCUGUUGCUAAAAGGAGAAAGAUUCUGGCAACUUAUAUUGAUCCUGAACUGGAGGACACUGCAAUUUCUCCUGUUUGUAAUUCUGAGGCUGAAGACUUGGAAAAAUUGCAAAUAAAAUUACAAGAGACAGGUGUUUUGAACAUUUUACCACCAGUGCAACAAGGGAAGCAUGACUUUUUUAGCCUUUUUCAGGAAAAACAAAAUACCUCUAACCAGACUGGAGAAGUACCACAUUCAGGUUAUAUUGGGACAGAUAUCAGCUAUGCAGGUUUAAAGGAAAAGGGACUCUGUUUGGUUCCAGUAUCUUUGUUAUUCCGAGUUAGGUAAACAAAGACCUGGAAGAUAGGAUAAUUUACUUCUGAUAAUUCAGCAGGAUAUGGAAAAGGAUGAUGAUCUUAUAUAAUAUUGCUAUCAGGUCACACUAUAUUGAGAAGGAAUGGUCUUUUCUAUAUUUCCUUCAUGGAUCUCAAGGAUGCAUAUCAGCUUCCCUACAAAAAGUCUAUCUCAUACAGCUUCUCAAAUAGUCUUUGGCUAGAAGCAGGAGGCUGCGUACAUCUUGGCCUCUCCUGACCCUGCCUCACUGGCAUAUAUAUGAGUUAUUGAUCUUGUUGGUCUUGUACUUAAGCAUAAUUACCUGAACUGAAAAUUACUGGAGUAUCAGCUCUUGAUAGAGUAGUGGUUCAAUUUGGUCAGCCGGCAUGGAUGAAUGAAUAGCUGUGUCUUAUACCCUUCUUUUGAGAUUGAAGGAGCUUGGAGGCCAAAUUCACUGGAGUAUCAGCUUAUGUAGCAUAUGUUCAGAUUCUGGGUUUAUGCCUUGAUGCUAUAAAAGAUCACUUAUGCUUUGUAGACCUGUGGUCAUAAGCUGAUAGGAACUGUGCUUAGUAUAAUAACAUCAGUGCCAAUCCUGUUGCUGCCAACGCCAAGGAGCAAGGGCAUAUGCUUUGGCAGAUUCUGUAUCAAUGGAGAAGAAUUGCUGCUUCUGUUAUCAUCCUCAAAAGGGUUUAACAAACACCUUUUGUAACCCCUCAUUUAUAGUAGUCGUGUUCACAGUUGCCUCCUCUUGCUAAGUUUGUGGCAAACAACCUUCCUCUUUCAUGUGAUCAGUAACCCUAUGAAGGUUUGCAUGUAUUAAUGAAUACCUAUUACCUGUUGAAGACGUGAAUACUUGUACAGAUUCCUUAAUUGUAAAUGUGAAUAAGUGUAGUGCUGGAACCCAGUGGUGGCUGCUGUUGUGCUGUGGAACUCGAAUUGUUUGUGUUAUUAAAAAGAAGCCUAUAUUCCUGAUUUUGACGACUUCUAAUUUUAUUGUUUUUAGUACAGAACUUAUAUUUAUUUUCUGUUACAUAGAUCACUUAGUUUUUGGAGAAAUAAAUGUAUACCCAUGAUGUAUAAACUAUUGUAAGGCACCUUUUUUUGAUAAUUUCUUUUUGACGAGAACCUUUUUUUUAUAAAUGAUAAUUAAUGCAAAGGUACUCUAUGGCUGUAUUAUUGUAUUCCUAAUUUUUUUUUUCUUGGUUUGGCUGUUAUUGAUGCAUGUUUAUUUUGUGAAUUGAUUUACUUAUAUCGUUGUGACAAAGCACACUAUCCCCUACUGAUAGAGGCGAAAUGUUUGUCUGAGCAUCUU